Nymphaea colorata (pocket water lily) is the source of this 2187-nucleotide messenger RNA. Its product is annotated as protein NTM1-like 9. The record is from RefSeq and is a predicted model, not a curated record. Gene Ontology annotation, molecular function: DNA binding. The transcript has 6 exons. Bases 271 to 1917 code for a protein of 548 amino acids. Gene Ontology annotation, biological process: regulation of DNA-templated transcription. NCBI's taxonomy places the organism in Eukaryota, Viridiplantae, Streptophyta, Magnoliopsida, Nymphaeales, Nymphaeaceae.
CCUCUUUCUUUCCCUCCCUCCGUCUCUCCCCAUACUCCCUCUCUCUCUCUUUCUCUGUAGUUUUUUGAUUUGGCCCUGACGUUGACUGUAAUAUGAAGUUGUUCUGAACAGCCGGAAAACAAUCCAACUCUUCUUCUUCUUCAUCUUCACCUUCUACUCUUAUUGAUCUACCCUCUCGCUCUGUCUCUGUAUAUCUCUUGUGCAGCUGUUUUUUCUUCAUUUCCCUUUGGUUUCUCUUUUUGCUACCUUUCCCUUUCGUCUUUGUGGGAAAUGGCGGUUCUGUCCGUGGGCCGUCUGCCUCUAGGGUUUCGAUUCCAUCCGACGGACGAGGAGCUCGUGAGCCACUAUCUCAAGGGCAAGAUAAGCGGCCGGGUUGACGAGGUGCAGGUCAUCCCCGAGGUGGACGUCUGCAAAUGGGAGCCAUGGGAUUUGCCGGAGAAGUCGCUGAUUUCGUCUGACGACCCCGAGUGGUUCUUCUUCUGCCCCCGUGAUCGGAAGUACCCAAACGGCCAAAGGUCGAAUCGGGCGACUGAGGCCGGGUACUGGAAGGCCACGGGGAAGGAUCGCAAGAUCAGGACCAAGAAGCCGGAGUCGAGGCAGAUUGGGACUAAGAAAACGCUGGUUUUCUACCGAGGGCGGGCUCCUGCCGGAGCGAGGACUUACUGGGUCAUGCAUGAGUACCGUGCCACUAAGUGCGAAGAGUUGAACGGAUUGCAGGAUUCCUUUGUUCUCUGUCGUCUCUUCAGGAAGGGUGAGGAAAAUAGUGUUAACUCAAACGGCGAUCUCGUGGAGCCAAGUGGACUUUCUCCCACGGCAAGCAAGUCUAUCCCUGAUGAUGAUAUGGCUGAUGAUUCAUCUGACGCUGUUAGAGAAAAGUUUGAGCCGGAAGCAGAGGAGGUUGAACAACCAACUCUUACGUCUGUGAAAGAGAAUCAAUGUGACCAAAUUGAUGUUUCACCGGCUUUGGAGCAAAUGCACGAGUCCACAUCUGGUUCCUUUUCAAGCAAUAAUAUUAAUAUGGUUGAUCAAUUUGGAGAUUUUUCUCCUUUAUUUCAUUCACCAGCUUAUUUCCAUGAUGAAGACCUAGACGCUUCCUCUUUAUUUACCGAGCCAAAAUUUGAAUCCUUGGACGAUGUUUGUUUGACGAAGCUAGGUGUUUGCCGCUCAUUUAAUGCUAGUGCACCAUUUGAUGGAUAUAGCUUCGAGCAUGGGAAUGAGCUUCGCAUGAUGAGGACAGUGGAUGAAACGUUUGAUGCCAGUGACUUCCACUUUGGAGAAUCUCCUAACCAUCAAUUAUUUGACGAUACAUAUGAGACUGGCAUCCAAAUACGUACACGUGAGCCAACGCACACGAUAAGUCAAGUUCUUCCAUUUCAGGGCACCGCUCCCAGAAGGAUCUGUCUUCAAACGAGUAUCAGCAACCAAUCUACAGGCCAUGAAGAGGAAUAUGAGGCUGAAGGAGAUGGGUUGCAGAGUUAUCCUCAUCGAAAGUUUAAGCAACUUAAGCGUAGUAGAAGCUUCAAGCCAAAGUUAAAAAUAGCGCGCCUUUGUGCACCUAAAAUUGAUGCCAUUGAAAGUGUAUCUGAUAAUCCUGCGGGCGACGUCGCCAGUCAGCGACACCUCAACACCUUCUUACUGCGGAAGAUGCCCAAGGAAGAGCGUCUGUGGAGCCCUCCCUUGCGGCUAGCUGCUCCAGUGGCCCCAUGUUUUCUAGAUGAGGGGAUGAAAAGAAGCGCGGAGUGUUCUGAAACUAGUUCAACAUCUUCUGCGGAAAACAGUGUCAAUGUGAAGCUGCAACAUGCUUCCCGCAAGCCCAGGUUGCUUAGCUUCCGAGUGGCUGUAAUUUCGAUAUUGUUCGUCGUACUUCCAGUGAUAUGGCGAUUCUCCAGAACUGCGCUGUUUAUAAAGGCGGCAUGAAUGACUACCAAGCACACAUCUACUUUGUUUUGUACCCUCCAUAGGAAGGUCUGAGGUUGAAUAUGAGUGUUUUGUUGUACAUAAUAUCUAUACUCUAUAGCACUGAAGCUGACUUGCAAGUCUUGUAGCUAGCUUACCUUAUUCUGUUAGUAAAUUUGUUUUCAGCUUUUCUCCUUUGGAAAUGGGUCUCUAAACUUCAAAUCAGUACAGAUGUAGUGCUUGAUGUACAUAGUGACAAUACUAAGUAAGUGACGACUUGUAUGUAGGUCA